Molecule: messenger RNA, 870 nt
Organism: Triticum aestivum (bread wheat)
Lineage: Eukaryota; Viridiplantae; Streptophyta; Magnoliopsida; Poales; Poaceae
Product: ATP-dependent zinc metalloprotease FTSH 4, mitochondrial-like
Exons: 3
Coding region: 1-870 (289 amino acids)
Biological process (GO): proteolysis; protein import into chloroplast stroma
Cellular component (GO): chloroplast
Molecular function (GO): ATP-dependent peptidase activity; ATP binding; metalloendopeptidase activity
Source: RefSeq, a predicted model, not a curated record
AUGGGCAGCGAGCGAAAAUCGGCAGUGUUACCUGAUAAUUGCAGGAAGAUGAGUGCGUACCACGAGGGAGGGAGGGCCCUUGUUGCUAUCCACACGGACGGUGCUCACACAAUCCACAAGGCUACCAUUGUCCCGAGGGGGAACACUCUCGGCAUGGUGACGCAGUUGCCGGAGGAAGAAGAUGUGUACAAAGUCUCAAGGAAGAAGAUGCUGGCCAAAUUGGACAUACUCAUGGGAGGCAGGGUGGCUGAGGAGCUUAUAUUUGGAGAGAGCGAGGUGAGCUCUGGCGCCGUGUCUGAUCUAAGCGAGGCGACUAAACUGGCGAAAGAUAUGGUCACCAAGUAUGGUAUGAGCGAGCUGAUCGGCCUUGUUUCCUAUGGCAACAACAGUGAUGGUGGUGGCGGGAAGAAGGCAGCGACUGCGAGUGGGCAUACGAUGGCUCUGGCCGAUGAGGAGGUGAGAGAAUUGCUUGGCAAGGCUUACAAGAACGCGAAGAAGAUAGUCACGGCGCACAGCAAGGAGCUUCAUGUGCUAGCCAAUGCCCUUCUCGAGCAUGGAACUCUCACCGGAGACCAGAUAAAUGAACUUCUUGUGCAAAAUAAUUCUUGCCGAGUUAUUCAGCUUGGUGAGAGCGAGGUGACUGCUGGUGCAUUGGCUGAUCUAAGCCAGGCGACGCAGCUGGCAAUAGACAUGGUCACCAGUCACGGUGGGAAGAGGAUGACCAUGAGGGGGCAGAAGACUGCACAGGUCGAUGAGGAGGUGAAUCAGCUAUUGGACAAGGCUUACAAGAAUGUGGAAACGAUUCUCAUACCGCACUGUAAGGAGCUUCAUGUGCUAGCCAGCGCCCUCCUUGAGCAUGAAACUUGUUAG